Dufourea novaeangliae is the source of this 1367-nucleotide messenger RNA. RefSeq names its product protein phosphatase 1 regulatory subunit 7-like. The record is from RefSeq and is a predicted model, not a curated record. The transcript has 5 exons. Bases 408 to 1364 code for a protein of 318 amino acids. Gene Ontology annotation, molecular function: protein binding. Lineage: Eukaryota; Metazoa; Arthropoda; Insecta; Hymenoptera; Halictidae.
UCAAUAAUAGAAUAAAUUUACAUAUAAAUAUAAUAAUAUUUCAUUAAUCCAGUAGCUGACUAAAUUCUAUAGUUGAGGAAUAUUUUAAUCUGUUCUACGCGAACUAUCUUUCAUUAUAAGUGUAAGGACCAAGAACAAACUAUUUAGUUCUGUAAAGUUGUACAUGAUUUAGUUGUCAUUUACUCGAGUUAACAAUUAGCAUAUAUGGGGCGCUGUGGAAGUUAGAGAGUGUUCAAGAGUGUUAAAGUGAAUGCAAUUCGAAACGGUUCCAAUCGCAACUGAAAUAGAUUCUUACACAUUUAGUACAGUAAAUUCUCAUUAGACAGUAAAAUCAAAGUUUUUUACAAAAUUUAAGUCGAAAGUACUAAUUAAAUCUUAAGGAUCAUUGAUAAUUUUACAGUACAAUAAUGGAAGAUAAUGAAAAUACUAAAACCGGAGGAUCGAUUGAAGUCGAACGAGAAAAUGAAAAUCAUGAAAGUGAAGAGCCGGAAAAGAUUCUUAUCAUAGAUCCUGAUAGUGAAGAGUUAGAUUUUAACCAUUCAAGGUUAACGAAUUUAGAGAAUUUGGAACCAUUGAGGAAGUUACGCAAAUUGUGUUUAACAUGGAAUUUAAUUAAAAAAAUUGAAGGUCUUAAUACUCUUACAACAUUGGUUGAAUUGGAAUUGAGAGAUAAUCAGAUCGUUGUUAUAGAAAAUUUAAAUGCUCUUGCAAAUUUAGAGCUUUUAGAUUUAUCUUUUAAUCGUAUUAUAAAAAUAGAAGGAUUAGAGAAUUUAUUAAACUUACAAAAAUUAUUUCUCUCAUCUAAUAAGAUUCGAUGUAUCGAAAAUUUGUCACAUCUAAAGAAUCUAACAACUCUUGAGUUAGGUGACAACAAAAUACGAGAGAUCUAUAAUCUUGAAGGUCUUGAGAAUCUAACAAGCCUGUUCCUGGGUAAAAAUAAAAUUAAAAAAAUUGAGAACUUAGGAUGUUUAAAAAAUCUUCAAUUAUUGAGUUUGCAAAGUAAUCGUAUUACACAAAUAGAAAAUUUGGAAGAGUUAAUAAAACUAAAUCAGUUAUAUCUGUCUGAAAAUGGAAUAACUGUCAUAGAAGGACUGUCAAAUUGUCCAAGACUAACUACAUUAGAUUUAGCAAACAACAAAAUAAAGAAGAUUCAAAAUAUUAACCAUUUGGAGGACUUAGAAGAGCUUUGGAUUAAUAACAAUGAAAUUGAAGAUUGGACUAACAUAGAGAAUUUAACAGCCAAUAAGAAGAUAGAGACUGUUUAUUUCGAACAUAAUCCGAUUGCAGCAGAUCUAAAUUACAGAACAAAAAUGAAAUUAUUGGUACCAUGGCUCAUCCAAUUAGAUGCAACUCUUUGCAGAUAAAUA